Suillus clintonianus is the source of this 1244-nucleotide messenger RNA. RefSeq names its product elongation factor TS-domain-containing protein. Gene Ontology annotation, molecular function: protein binding; translation elongation factor activity. The record is from RefSeq and is a predicted model, not a curated record. Lineage: Eukaryota; Fungi; Basidiomycota; Agaricomycetes; Boletales; Suillaceae. Gene Ontology annotation, biological process: mitochondrial translational elongation. Gene Ontology annotation, cellular component: mitochondrial matrix. The transcript has a single exon. Bases 31 to 1074 code for a protein of 347 amino acids.
CUCGUCCCGAAAUCGGUAGGAUCCUUUACGAUGAUGGCCCAAUUUCUUCGCUCAUCGAAACGGUCUCAUGCGUCGACAUUCUUGCGCUUUGGCCAGUUGUGUUAUUCCACAGCUCCAUCCAAACCCUCCCUGCAGCACGUCGCGCAGCUGCGCAAACUGACGGAGGUCUCAAUCUCAAAAGCACGAGAGGCCCUCAGUCAAACUAACAACGACAUACAACAAGCCCUCGAAUGGCUGAAAAAUGAUCUCGUAGCGUCUGGCAUAAAAAAGGCCGCGAACGUCCAAGGUCGGGAAACUCGGGAAGGGCUUGUUAGUGUCUGCGUACUCUCUGGAGGCAGCAGGGGGAAAACAGCCUUGGGGGGCGGCGGUAUACGGGCAGCCAUGGUUGAAUUGAACUGCGAAACAGAUUUUGUUGGAAGAAAUACACUAUUCGGCCAACUGGCAGCGGACAUAGCUCAUACCGCUGCAUUUAUCACGGAACCAACUGACUCUUCAGCCAUCAUCAGAUCAUGUUCGCUGGACAUUCUCAACGAUGCCCCCCUAUUGUCUCAAAACAACCCCACGUCUCAUCCGUCAUCCACGGUAUCGAGCUCUAUUAGAGACCUCAUUGCCAAAGUGGGCGAAAAGGUUUCCCUGAAGAGAGCUGUGACGGUCGUGCAAAACCCAUUUUCGGGACAGUCUACCAAUCUUGGUCUCCGUCUCGCAUCCUAUCUGCACGGAUCUGUGGGCUCCGCUCCUCAAGGUCGCAUCGGGUCUUUGGCUGUGCUCGCUCUGAAAUCUCCGGAGCUUGCACACCGCCUUGAGAGCGAGACCUUCGUCAAAGAUCUAGAGCGACUUGAGCGUGCACUUGCACGGCAAAUCGCUGGCUUCAACACUCGUUUGAUCAAGUCAUCGGAUGGUGAUGAGACGGCGCUGUACAACCAACCGUUCAUGAUGCUUGGAGGGGAGAAUGAGCCGGUACGGAUGGUUCUAGAGAAGUGGAGCAAACGACAAGGUCUUGUCAGGGAUGGCGAAGAAGGAGGAAUUGAAGUCCUGGAGUUCGCCAAAUGGAGUGUAGGCGAUGUCGUUGAAUAGAUUGAUUGAUCGUACUACAUACGAUACCACCGCCUGUUGGCUCUGAUUUUGUGUGUAUACUUGGUUGAUUAUGUUUCGCGUCCUCCCACAGGACUCCAUAGCUCAGUGGUAGAGCAUACGAUUGCAGAUCGUGCGGUCCCGUGUUCGAACCACGGUGGGGUCUGCUUUUU